GAGGCUUUGUAUCUGCUAAUGACUCGGAUUGCAGAACACAAACCAUCAUGGCUGUCUACUCCGAGUCAGUGACCCUAUUCCUGCUAUGCACCCUCGUUAUGUUGUGUGUAAAGAUCCUUAUGGACUUUUCUAAAAGAAACAUCUAUAAAUUUCCCCCAGGACCAACUCCUCUGCCUAUUAUCGGGAACAUGCACAUCCUGGAUAUUAACAGACAAGAUUACACUUUUAUGGAGCUUGCAAAAAAAUAUGGCACAUUCUUCACCUUCCACUUUGGAUCUACAAAAGCUGUGGUUCUGGUUGGAUAUGAAGCCAAUAAAGAAGCCCUGGUGAAAGCUAACUAUGACUUUGGAGAACGUGGACAGAUCCGUAUUGUUGAUGACUUUCAGAUGAACCAUGGUGUAAUCUUUUCCUCUGGGGAAGGAUGGAAAAUAAGCCGAAGAUUUACUCUUUCAAUCCUACGUGAUCUUGGGAUGGGGAAAUCAUCCAUUGAAGGCAGAAUUAUUGAAGAGCUACAAUAUUUGAAUGAGUCAAUCAAGUCUCACAAUGGCCAACCUUUUGAGAAAAAAGUGUUUUAUUACGCUCCCCCAAACAUAACUUUUCGGAUUUUAUUUGGGAGACGCUUCGACUAUGAUAACCCAACUUUUCAGAAGAUGGUGACCAUAAUAGAUUAUCUUGUUAUUCACACUGGUCUCCCUCCUGCUAAGUACUACAAUGUUUUUGGCAUACUGAAAUACUUCUUGAAAACACCCCACACCGUUGUUAAGAAAGUUGAACAGCUAAAUGAGAUUUUGAGAGUACUCUACAAAGAAGCAAGGGAAACUAAAUGUGACGAAUCUUUCAGGACUUACGGUGAAGCCUUCAUACAGAAAGCUGAAAGGGAAAAAUCAACAGAUGAAAAAGAGAAGAUCUUCACAGAAGAGAACUUGAUGGCUUCCACGUUUGACCUCAUGCUUGGUGGCACAGAAACCACGUCUACUACACUGCAGUGGGGCAUCUUGCUCAUGAUGAAAUAUCCCAACAUACAAAAAAGAAUUCAUGAUGAAAUUGAAAAUGUGAUAGGACUGGAUCGCCCCCCCAGGUGGGAAGACCAGAAAAUCCUUCCAUACUGCUUGGCAGUAGUGCAUGAAAUUCAAAGGUUUGGUAACAUCCUUCAGUACUUGUUACAUGCCACAUCCACAGAUGUCCACUUCAGAGGCUACUUUAUACCCAAGGGUACCCCGGUGGUCCCACUUUUCACAUCAAUCCUUUAUGAUGAAACAGAAUGGGAGACCCCCAGGGAGUUUAACCCUAAUCAUUUUCUGGAUGCUGAUGGAAAAUUUUUGAAGAAAGACUCCUUCUUUGCUUUCUCCAAAGGGCGUAGGGUGUGCGCUGGAGAGAGCCUGGCCAGGAUGGAGCUAUUUAUCUUCUUCACUGGCAUGCUUCAAAAGUUUACCUUCACACCCCCACCAGGAGUGGACAGGGAUGACCUAGACCUCACUGCAGACUCGUUCUUUCUCAUGAGACCGAAGAGUUACAAAGUUUGCGCCACUCCCCGGCAGUAGACAGUGGCAGAUAUGUUGUGGUGAUGAUGUGUGCACUUAGCAUUGGGGCUUUUGAAGUCCAAUUGCUGGGAGUUAUGUCAUAUAGUUUCCAUACUGCCAACACUGGGCACUAAUGAAGCUUAUACUUGUGUAAUUACUGCUUUGUUCUGCUUCUGUUCAUCAUACUGUGCCUUUUACGUUGUUUGCUGUAGCAAAUUUCAUAUAUGUGUCAAAGUCAAGAUUGUUCAUUUGAAAGCAUCGUUUUUGGGUCCUACAAUUAAGCCAUUUCUUUUAAACUUUACGGGGCCGUAACUAGCUAUGGGCGAGAGGUGCUUGGCAGGCACCCGCCGAACCAUGCCACACUACCACCCGCCAGCCCAUCAUCGCCGCUAGUUAUCUGCAGCGCUGCCCGAGAAGGGGAGCGCCCAAGACCCGGCUCCCUUUCUCGCUGAUAAUACUAACGUAUAGCUGGGCAGCACUGCAGCUUAACGCCCACAUGCUCCGUCCCCUCCCUCUGUCCGUACUCCUGAGACCCCAGACUCCCAGAGCGACCUACGAGGAGCAGGUCCGGCGACAGGGAAGGGGGGGGGGUGUCAAAGUGAAUAAACGUAUAGGCUCUGACCUUGACAGUCAAAGAAGAACGUGUGGAAAAAGAGAAAAAGAGCAAUAAAGAAAAUAGAAUGCAAAAUAAUUACAUUACCGACAAUGUUCAUUUUAAUUUUUACAGAUGUAGUAUUAUGUUUUAUAUGCAGAUCUUUUGAUGAAGGAAGUGGCCAUGGUUGAUUUUAAGUAAUGUUUAGCUGGCACACAAGACACUUGCCUGUCUGAAGUAGUGGUAACUGUAGUAUAAUGUCUAUCAACAAGUCCAACCACUUGGAACAUCUUUAUAUUAAAGGUCCUAUGCAAACACAGCAAUGAAGAUCUAAAUUAUUCACAUAGGGGUCUAUUCAUGAAGCAGUGAAAAGUGUGGAAAAGUGAACCAGUGGAGAAGUUGUCCAUGGUAACCAAUCAGUGUUGAGGUAACAUUUAUAAAAUGCAUUCUAAAAAAUUAUACGUAGCAGCUGAUUAGUUGCCAUGGGCAACUUCUCCACUGGCUCACUUCUCCACACUUUUCAUUGCUUCAUGAAUAGACCCCUCAGUGCGAUAGAAUAGAGUUAUACAGGUGCAACAUGCACAGGCAAAUGCUGGGGGGAGGGGGUUCCAGUUGCCCUGAAGCCCUUUCCCAACAGCUUGGCCAGUGGCGACUACAUGCAGUAUAAAGGAAUACUCAGGGCCAGCCCUAGCCUAAUUAUGUUGGUAUGCGAAUAUAUAUUUUGGCGCCCCUUAGUGAAAUAUAUAGGUGCAUGGCUUAAUGGGGAAGGGGCAUGGCCACAGAAUAGUAUCAAUUCACAUUACACCGCACAGUAGAGACCACAGGGAAACUGCAGCACAGUACACCACAGUAGAGACGCUUAUACAUGUUACACCCCAGAGGAACUGCUUAUACACGUUACACCACAGAGUAGUUACUUAUACACGUUACACCACUGAGGAGACACUUAUACACGUUACACCACAGAGGAGCCGCUUAUACAUGUUACACCACAAUAGAGCCGCUUAUAUACAUUACACCGCAGUAGAGCAGUUUAUACACGUUACACCACAGUAGAGCCACUUAUACACGUUAAACCCAGUAGAGCCGCUUAUACACGUUACACCACAGUAGAGCCGCUUAUACACAUUACAUCACAGAGGAACCACUUACAGUAUACAUGAUACACCACAGAGGAGCCACUUAUACACGUUACGCCACAGAGGAGCCGCUUAUACACAUUACACCACAGAGGAACUGCUUAUACACGUUACACCCAAGUAGAGCUGCUUUUACACAUUAUACAACAGUAGAGCCACUUAUAUACGUUACACCACAGUGGAGCCGCCUAUACACGUUACACCACAGAGGAGCCGCUUAUAUAUGUUACACCACAGAGGAGCUGCUUAUACAUAUUACACCAGAGGAGCCGUUUAUACUUUAUACACGUUACACCACAGUGGAGCCGCUUAUACAUGUUACACCACAGAGGAGCCGCUUAUAGACGUUACACUACAGAGGAGCUGUUUAUACACGUUACACCAUAGAGGAACCGCUUAUACACGUUACACCACAGUAGAGACGUUUAUACACGUUACACCACAGAGGAGCCGAUUAUACACGUUACACCACAGUUGAGCCAUUUAUACACGUUACACCACAGAGGAGCCGCUUAUACACCUUUCACCACAGUAGAGUGGCUUAUACACGUUACAUCACAGAGGAGCCACUAUACACAUUACAUAUAUUGUAUAGGGGCACAAUGACACACACAUAUGGUGCAGGUCCCAGUGGAACACUGACACACACAGACCAGGAGCACACUGACACAAAAACAGAUUGUAUAUGAGCACACUGACACACACACUGUAUGGGGACCAGAAGCACACUGACACACACGCUAUAUAGGGACCAGAUGCACACUGACACACACACACACACACACACACUGUAUAGGAACCAGAUGCACACUGUCACAAACACACACACACUGUAUAGGGACCUGAUGCACACUGACACACACACACACUGUAUAGCAGUAAUGUCCAAACUGCGGCCCUCCAGCUGUUGAGAAACUACACAUCCCAGCAUGCCCUGACACAGCUUUAGCAUUCUCUGACAGCAAAACUGUGGCAGGGCAUGCUGGGAUGUGUACUUUCUCAACAGCUGGAGGGCCACAGUUUGGACAUGCCUGCUGUAUAGUGAACAGAUGCACACUGACACACACACACACAGUAUAGGGACCAGAUCCACACUGACACUGACUAAUGGUGUCAUUAUGCCCCGCCUACCCCCUGGGAAAAGUCAGCGAUUGGGCAGAAUUUGCAUUGGAGUGGAGAUAAAAUGGCACAAUUAGCAUAUAAUCGAGUCAUUAGGCUCCACCGUUGCCACCACCGGUUCUGUGAUUUCGCCAUAUUAUUCUCCCCGUUCUGCCCACUUCACUAGGAAGUGAGCAGAAUUUGGGAGGAAUGCCCACUCUUCCGGGGCUGCGGGGGACUACCUGAGAAGCCGCGAGUCUCCCGCAGAAUCCGGGAGUGUAGGUAAGUAUGACACACACACACACACACAUACAUACAUUGUGCAGGGACACACUGACACACACACAUUGUACAGGGAGAGCUGUCUGCCAGAGAAACAUACCUUCUCAAUCUCCUCUGUCUGUUACAGGGCAGCUCCAGCGCCCCCUCGUUCAGACGCUGCUGCACUGUGUCCCAGUGGAGCCCACCGGAGUUUCCCCUGUGGGCCCCACUAUUACAGACAGCCACGCUGGGCCCCGGUAAAGGGGGUGGGGCGGAGCUUAAUAAAGUGGGUGUUACUAUCCUUUUUAAUAUACAAGUAUAUUACUAAAAUAAUUGCGGGGCCAUAUGCUCCACAAGGGAGGAGGGCGUUUAACACAGGGGGGCAGAGGCGUGCAGGGAGGGCACCCGCAUCCUUCCUUACUUGAUCUAGAGGCGGGUCCCUCCUCCACGGCCAGCGCCAUCUUCCCAGUGAUAUUUAGGAACAGGACGCCAGUCACUACAGAGCGAAAGGGGUGUGGCCUAUGUAAAAGGUGUUGUGGCUUCGCAGGAGAACGUUCGUUACUGAGGAACCAUGCCCAGCACUCUGUGAGCUGCUGGCAUGACCCUCUCUCUCUGUCUCCGUUGCUAAGCAGAGCAGCAGUGACAGAAGCCUCCUAACUGCCCUCAUCCCCGGCCCGCGGGUGGGACAGUCCCUAAAAAAGGGACUGUCCCGCAAAAAUCGGGACAGUUGGGAGGUAUGCAUCGCCUUCCUGCAGCAUAAACUGACCCUCCAGGAUGGUGGCUACAUUAACCCCCCACCCGAAGCCUAUUCCUAACCCCCUGAGUAGUGUUGGGAUCCCGGCGUCAGUAUUUCAACUUGACCGGAUCACCCUGUGCAUGGCAGUAAGGUAGUUACAGCUCCUACUGCUGUUUUUAAACAAUGCCCAGCUUUAGAAAAGGCUGGCCAUUCCCACAAAUCUACUCUCAUGUGCUUCUAUUGGUGGUCAAAGGAUGCUCUCCUCCUGUCACUUCUGGUGAGGGACAUGGAGUGUUUUUUAAAGUACCGUAUCUCACCCCCUGGAUGAACUGUAAGGUGGUGAGCCAACCUGGCCACUCCCCCAGCUGGCUGACGUUGCCUUGGAUGAGAGGGAGACCUGGGAGGGGUAGAUGUAUGAAACAGUGAAAACAGUAAAGAAGGGUGUCAGUGGAGAAGUUGACAAUGGCAACCACCCAGCUGUGAAGUAACAUUUAUCAAGUACAUUUAAAAUGAUAGGUAAUAGCUGAUUGGUUGCCAUGGGCAACUUCUCCACUGGCUCACUUCGCCACUGUUUUCACUGAUUCAUACAUCUACCCCUCAGCAGUAGUGCAUGCAGGGGGGGUUUCUGAGUACCUGGAAACCCCCCCGAUGGCGAAUAUUAUUUUUUAGAUGGAGACAGCUCUGCCUCCGUCUCUACAUUGACAGCUGCAGUAACAAUUGGAGCUGUCUAUGGCUCAACAGAGCUCUCCUGUGUUUUUAAAUCCACAGGAUUGCUGAUGGGAACUGUGGGCACUCGGCAGUGUGCACUGCUGGGCUGGCUUAACCUUGCCUCACCGGUGGCCAACUCCUUUACUCUGCCGUGCCUCUGGUCCAAGCGCCACUUCUUUUUCUCUGCUAGACCGUGACGGGACUUCAAGGGAUCUACUCACCAGCUCCAUGGUGGCUGCACAGAUGGAGAGACCCUUGCACCAGAGGUGCUAGCAUCAUGUUACCUGCUCCCCGUUCCAGCCCCUCAGGUGGAUCCCCACGAUCUGUAGGUGCCCGCCUCUUGGAUAUUUUCAAUAUCUACCAUGCCCAUACUUGCCUACUUUUGAAAACUAAAAUCAGGGAGAUUACAGUAGCAUGUGCCGUGCAAAGCGCGGCGUGCCGCCAUGGGGGCAUGUCAAACUCUACCCAAAGGGCGUGUCUAGUUCCACAAAUAGGCGUGCCUAUGCUUAAAUGCUUGUUGUUGCAAGAUAUUUCUAUAUAACAUUAGUAACAAUAUAUUUUGGGAAGUUUUGCAAGUAUUGAUACUAACAUUACUGCCUGAAAUACAGGGUUUCUUAUUUGCAAUAUGUUUUCGCUGUGAUAUUUCUUUUCUUCUCACUCAGCACAAUAUGCAUGGUAAAUGUGAUGCCUACUGUAUGCAAUAAAUUCCAAAUGCAAGUUGA
This is a messenger RNA of Pseudophryne corroboree (corroboree frog), 6776 nucleotides long. Its product is annotated as cytochrome P450 2W1-like. Gene Ontology annotation, biological process: xenobiotic metabolic process. Gene Ontology annotation, cellular component: intracellular membrane-bounded organelle; cytoplasm. The record is from RefSeq and is a predicted model, not a curated record. NCBI's taxonomy places the organism in Eukaryota, Metazoa, Chordata, Amphibia, Anura, Myobatrachidae. Gene Ontology annotation, molecular function: oxidoreductase activity, acting on paired donors, with incorporation or reduction of molecular oxygen, reduced flavin or flavoprotein as one donor, and incorporation of one atom of oxygen; heme binding; iron ion binding. The coding region runs from base 48 to 1541 and encodes 497 amino acids. The transcript is spliced from 9 exons.